UUUAACGUGAAUUUGUGUGUCCCGUCUUAAUCAGUUUUUAGAGCGGCAUGUGACUCUGCCAUGUAUGCUUUUUAAAUUUGCAUAAGUACACACAGACACACAGGCACUAAUCUUGUUGAGUGUGUCUGCGGAGCGGUGCGGGGUUCACCUUCAGUGCUCAUUAGCCAGCCAGCUAUUUGAACACAUUCGGGACUGCUCACCAGGUCAACUUUCACAUCUUUUUUUUUAUUAACCUUUUAGUUGUUUGAUAUUAAUUAGACGUGUUGGAGGGACGCAUGAGGUCGUUGUCAUGACGCUGAGGAGAGUAAACGUGGUCAUCCUUGUGCUACUGGCUUUGGCCUUCCUCAUCAUAGUUCAACGAAAUCUCCUCAACCUCAGUGACUUUUUGCACAAAGAAAACACAGAUGUUGGGGUGGUUCUUCCCUUUGAGUCCGAAUUGUCUCCAGACCUCAGACUGGAGCCGAGGAAGGGUGAGGAGAUCCCUGUUCUCAUCACUGCUGCCGAGGAUAGACUUGGUGCUGUGGUUGCUGCCAUGAACAGUGUUUACAGUAACAGCAAAGCCAAUGUUGUCUUCCAUAUAGUGACCCUGAAUGACACAGUGGAUCACCUAAAAGUGUGGCUGAGUAAGACGACUCUAAAAAAUAUCAAAUACAAGAUAGUUAUUUUCAAGCCUGAGCUCCUCAGUGGAAAGAUAUCUAAAGAGGCUCAGAUGCUGGAUGCCGAAAAACCGCUGACGUUUGCUAGGUAUUAUCUGCCUUUAUACAUACCUGAGGCAGAGAAAGCCAUCUAUUUGGAUGAUGAUAUAAUUGUACAAGGGGAUAUUCAAGAGCUUUAUGAAACUACCCUCAAACCAGGACAUGCAGCUGCCUUCUCUGAUGACUGUGAUUCAGUGUCUGCUAGGGGCAUCGUUCGAGGGGCUGGAAAUCAGAAUAACUAUAUAGGUUUCCUGGACUUCAAGAAGGAGGCUAUCAAAAAGCUGGGGAUGAGAGCUAACACAUGCUCAUUCAACCCGGGGGUCAUCAUCGCCAAUCUGACUGAGUGGAAGAACCAGAACAUCACCGGGCAGCUGAAGCACUGGAAGGAACUGAACACAAAGGAGGAUCUGUACAGCAAGACACUGGCAGAGAGCGUCACCACUCCCCCACUCCUUAUUGUUUUCUACAAGCAUCACUCCACCAUUGACCCCAUGUGGCACAUCAGGCACCUCGGCCUGACGGGUGCUGGUAACCGCUACUCGCCACAGUUUGUGAAAGCCGCCAAACUCCUCCACUGGAAUGGACGCUAUAAGCCUUGGGGGAGAACCUCCUCUUUUACUGAAGUGUGGGACAAGUGGUACAUUCCAGACCCCACAGGAAAAUUUAAUCCUGUGCGAAAACACAAAGGGGACAAGUAGACUGAACAUUUCUUUUGUUUCAGGUUUUUGGGUUGUUUUUUUUUUGGUGGGGGGGGGGGGUUCAUCCAACCAGCCAUGCCAGCCUUGUCCCGGCAGGACAGGACCACGCCUCGUGAUAUCUCAGGAACACAAACAAAUACAAGAGAGGCCUUCUCACUUGACAACCCUGUGUUUUGAGUUCUGUCAUCCUCGUUACAGUUUCCCUUGAAAACAAAAAAUAGGUCUAUUUUUUGUUUAACCAGAGGAUUAUAUUGUUGCUUUGGGCGCACACAUUUCCACAGCUGCUUAGUCCAAAAACUCAGUGCCCUUGUGAUUGCUUUUGACUGUUUCACUAAAAAAGUAGUGUGUUUUCUAGUAUAUGACCAAAAUGUUGUUUUGUCCUCAACAUGAUCAGUAAGGUGUUCAAUCUGAAGUGUAACUCCAGUCAGCAGUAAUGAUAUCUUGUGACAAUGUGCUAAAACCACCAUGUGCAUAACUAACUUAAGCCAUCAUUGUUGAAGAAAUCAGUGUGUGUUACUUGGUGUGUUUGUAUGCAGCUUAAUGAGUAACUUGCUUUAUUUGCAACUAACUAAAGGA
Scomber japonicus (chub mackerel) is the source of this 1969-nucleotide messenger RNA. RefSeq names its product glycosyltransferase 8 domain containing 1 (gene glt8d1). NCBI's taxonomy places the organism in Eukaryota, Metazoa, Chordata, Actinopteri, Scombriformes, Scombridae. Gene Ontology annotation, cellular component: Golgi apparatus. The transcript has 9 exons. The record is from RefSeq and is a predicted model, not a curated record. Bases 290 to 1393 code for a protein of 367 amino acids. Gene Ontology annotation, molecular function: glycosyltransferase activity.